Molecule: messenger RNA, 577 nt
Organism: Vigna angularis (adzuki bean)
Lineage: Eukaryota; Viridiplantae; Streptophyta; Magnoliopsida; Fabales; Fabaceae
Product: cell number regulator 6
Exons: 2
Coding region: 129-416 (95 amino acids)
Source: RefSeq, a predicted model, not a curated record
GCCCCACCACAGCCCCAACUCCAGCCCAACCCCAGCCCCAGCUCCCAAAUUGUACUAUGAUAAUUCUUGAUUAGUCAACUGAGGUUUUUGGAGUGACCGCCUUCGUGCGUUUAUUUUUUACAUGGUGGAUGUAUGACAUUCACACUGGUCAAAUGCGGCAAUCCUUACAGAAGAAAUAUCACUUGAAGAAUUCACCGUGUAAUGCAUGUUGUUUGCAUUGCUGCUUGCACUGGUGUGCCUUGUGUCAAGAACACAGGGAGAUGAAAGGAAGGCUCUCAGACAACAUGUUUUCAGAAAUGACCGUUGUAAACCCUCCUCCCAUUCAAGAGAUGAAAUCUACAGAUGAGAAGGAAACUGCUGAAACAUCUUCACCCAACAACAACGGUCAUACUGAUUUGGAGAUACAGGCUGUAUAAGGAAGGCAUAGCAUUGUUAAUAUCAUGCAUGAGGUUGGGGAUACCAUGUGUUCUUAAUAGGGAUUCUUUUUUUUUUUCUUUUGACCUUGCUUCAUUGAACGAUUCACAUGUAGGUUUAUCACAUAAACACAACUUUCUUCGGCUUUAUACAGCCUAAUUAU